Molecule: messenger RNA, 687 nt
Organism: Meloidogyne enterolobii
Lineage: Eukaryota; Metazoa; Nematoda; Chromadorea; Rhabditida; Meloidogynidae
Source: the annotation of a GenBank genome assembly
GAAAAAAAUGUUUAUUAAAUCAACAAUUAUAUAUUUAAAUUUAUUUAUCCUUUUAAUAAAUGCUAAUAAUGAGGAACAAAUAAAAUCAGCCUCAGCUGAUAGUGAAAUUUCUACUAAAGAAUUGCUUCCAAAAAUUGGACUUUGGGGACUACAACAACAACAACCACCAAUUAGUGGAGGAUUAGGCCUAAUUGGAAAUGGAUUAAUUCCUCAACAACAACCUUUCAACCUUCCAAGUCUCCCACCACAACCAAAUCCAUUUAUUAAUAACUUUUAUCAACCACCUCCAUUUAACAAUUAUUUUCUACGUUCCCCAUACUUUAUUCCUCCACAAACCAAUCCUUUCUAUCCAUACCAAAAUUUUCCUUUAUUUAAUCCUGGACUUGGCACUAUUCCUCAAUAUCCCUUAUAUCAACCACAGUUUCCUCUGGGAGGUCCACAGCUGCCUCUGGGAGGUCUUCCUGGAGGACUUCCCAAUCAACUUAAUCCAGCUGGAAUUGUUUAAAAUAUUAGAGGAGAAAAUAAAUAUAAUAAUUUCAAUGAUUCAAAUGAAUUCGCAUUAUAAUUUUAAAUAAAAUACGAUUUUUGAAUAAAUUUAUAUUUUUCCGGUUUUUGUGAGACUCGGUUUUUCAUUAUUCUGAAAAAAACAAUUCCGAUCGACAACUUGAAGAUAAUUCCAGAUUUUAA